Messenger RNA from Micropterus dolomieu (smallmouth bass), 5583 nucleotides. RefSeq names its product E2F transcription factor 1 (gene e2f1). Lineage: Eukaryota; Metazoa; Chordata; Actinopteri; Centrarchiformes; Centrarchidae. Gene Ontology annotation, cellular component: Rb-E2F complex. Gene Ontology annotation, biological process: regulation of transcription by RNA polymerase II; G1/S transition of mitotic cell cycle. The record is from RefSeq and is a predicted model, not a curated record. The transcript is spliced from 7 exons. The coding region runs from base 1127 to 2491 and encodes 454 amino acids. Gene Ontology annotation, molecular function: DNA-binding transcription factor activity, RNA polymerase II-specific; RNA polymerase II cis-regulatory region sequence-specific DNA binding; protein dimerization activity.
GUUUAGAUGUAGAUCAGCUGGGACAAUAACAACAAUAACAGCCGAGAACUGGGUCGGGACAGCGCUUUUGUAAAUGGACCGCGCCCGGCGUGAGCUGCCAAAGGACCAGCGGCUGUUGUUUUAAAGGAUGCGUUUGUUCCACCGCUUUAUUUCCUUACAUUUCCAGUGUGUCAGACUGCUUCCUGCGUGCCCCAACAAAACGAGGGGGUAGUAGAAUUGCGGCUAAUAACUUAGCUUGCAUGCUAAUCUGCCCUAUAUUUUCAUAUUCAACGGUAUCUAUGUAUACUCCGCUAAACUACCUGUCCAGUUAUUACAUAUUUUCUCGAAGACGCUUUUGAGUUAUGGUGAUGCAUUUUGCGUUGUUAGAUAUUUUAUUUCGAUAGCUCACUCCUGUAAUGCUGCUAUAAAGUUUCAAUAGCCAUUAAACUAACCCCAGUCUUAGGUGUAAUGAGAAAUAUAGUUUGUUUAGCCUUAAAUAGCUAGUUUACCGGGAUCGCCAGGUUGUGUGUUAACUUGUUUCAGUCUUUGUUGUUAGGACAUAAGCUAGCUCGUUAGCAGGGUUUUUAGCUGUGUUAAGGGCAGUGUGGCCAGGCCUCGCGGCUCUACUGUACUGACAAGAGAGAUGAAAACAAAAGAUUAGCCUGAUCCCUGGCUAGCUUGCUAACCUCCAGCGUUUAUUAGUGCCACGGCCUUUUCGCGACUCUCUUCGAUAGCAUAUCGGCGGCGGAGCCUCAAGGCUUAACGUUGGUAUGAAUUUAGAAAUAUUAUUGCUAUAACAUCCUGUCUUGCUGUUUCACCACCAGCCUAUAAUUGUGUUCAUCAGUUAGCUUCCAAUAGGUUAUGAUUUAUGUUUAGUAAUAUUGAUUUUAUUGAUUUAUUUGUAGUAGCUUGUUUAUAAACAAUAAGAUGGACAAUAAAGAAAGAGGAACUUUUCAAAGAACUGUUUAAGCUGCCUAUAAACACCAGCAAGCAAAGUUUUAGAAGGUUUCACCAUUGUUCCUUAAAUUCUGUAGAGCAUAGCAAAUCCAAUUGGCUGUUGGGACUCUGUCAAACUGCAGCAUCUAAGUUUGUGACCUCUCAGCAACCCCGUAGUCCAGUCAGUGAAGGGGUACUCAGUGACACUGCAAUGUCAGAGACACUGAUAACAGGGCAGACAUCGGAGGAUCUGUUGGCUGACUUUGAGACGUUGCUGAACUCUGGUAGUAUUGAGCUAGGCGAGGACCAUCAGAUAGUGAUCAUCACCAGCCCCAGCAAUGAGGGACUCCACCCGGCCACUGCACCCACCAGCACAGGGGAAAUCCUGCUGUUUGCCACACCACAGGGCCCUGCUGAUGUGGGGACCCAGGACAAGAGACGACCGGCUCUUGGAAGACCUCCGGUAAAGAGGAAGUUGGACCUGGAUAGUGACCAUCAAUAUGUCAGCACUGUUCGACCGUCCAUGGGCCAAGCACCACCCUCCACACCUGCCCCUCCCAGAGUUCCUCGAACCACGACGGAGAAGUCACGCUAUGACACGUCCUUGAACCUGACCACCAAGCGCUUUCUGAACCUGUUGUCCCAGUCAGCUGACGGCGUGGUGGAUCUCAACUGGGCCUCGCAGGUCCUGGAUGUCCAGAAGAGACGCAUCUACGACAUAACCAAUGUCCUGGAGGGAAUCCAGCUCAUCUCCAAGAAGUCAAAGAACAACAUCCAAUGGCUUGGUAAUCGUGUUGAUGCAGCAUUGGUUUCCCGCCAUAAGGAGUUGCAGAGGGAGGUAUGUGACCUCACAGAGACUGAGGAGCAGCUGGACGAACUCAUUUCCAAAUGCAGCCUACAGCUCCGACUGCUCACAGAGGACCCACAGAACAAUAAGUUGGGCUAUGUGCGCUGCCAGGACUUACGGAAGUCAUUUGAUUCCCCGGACCAGCUGGUCAUGGUGAUCAGAGCUCCACCAGAGACCCAGAUGCAAGUUUCAGAACCCAGCAAGGGUUACCAGGUGUCACUGAAGAGCACACGUGGUCCAAUCGAUGUCUUCCUCUGUCCAGAAGACAGCGCUGGGAUCUGCAGCAAAGUGACAGGAAGUAGUCCCUCAAAACCCAAGUCUGACCCCUCUCCGGUCCCGUCUCCUACACAACCCACAGACCAAUCACAAGCCAGAACAUUCACAACUGCUGUGGAAGUGGGUUUAUCACCACCAGCGUCCACGUCAUCCACAGUGACAGCAGCCUCUCAGCAGGACCCCUCGUCACUAGCGUUAGAAGGUGACACAGAAGCUUUCCUGGGAGGUGACCCGUUCCCCAGCCUUGGAGACAUGCCUGAUUUUGACCUCUCACCCCUCUCAUCCUCGGACUUUCUGAAUGGAGACGGCCUGUCCCUUCCAUUGGACGGUUUCAUCAACCUGUCCCCCCCUCACAGUCAUGACUACCACUUUGGACUGGAGGACCAUGAAGGCAUCAGUGAACUGUUUGAUUGUGACUUUGGUGACCUAUCACAAGUUUUGGGGGACAGUUAGAUGAAAAAGAAGACGAGGAGCAUGUGGGCUUCUAGAUUUAAGACUUUUCCUCUGUUGCCUGGGGCUUCCUGAACAUUUUAUGGACAAAUCUUUGUCAAAAACCCAGACUGAUGUGUUAGUUGUGAGCUGUGGGAAAGUGUUUUGUUUAGAAAUUGCCCGUGACCCCUAAAAUACCACCCCAACUACAAAAAAUUCCCCAAAUUGUACAGCACAUUACUAGCACUUCUCGUUGGCCAUUUAAAUAUUUUAGACCAAUUUAGCUUUAGUAUAGCUAUUUAAAUUAUUUAUAUAAAUUUUAUGUUGAUAUUUUGUACCAGGUGAGGUUUCUGUUGUUGAUAAUGUUUUAUUCAAGAGGAUUGUGCAGGUGUUUGCGUGUAGAGUAUGGACUCAUAGGGCUGGUUUCCUUAAAGGUGAUUAGAUUAUUACAUGCUGCAUCUCAUAAGGCUGGUUUCUUAAAUGGCCUAGUCUGAAGUAUUUUCUCCAAAGGGGAAAACUUUGCAUCCCGCAGCUGUAGGCUGAAGCUGCUUUAAUCUAACCAGCAUUAGGAGUGCAGAUUCAGUGAUGGGCUGACCAAAAGCAUGGAUCUAUGGUGCAGUUUCAAAUGAGCACAAAAGAAAGGCUUCUUCAUUAAUGAUUAGUUUUGUCUAAAGCACUGGAAUCUUGAAAGACUGGUUUGACAUUCAAAGUAUCAUUGCCCCAACUUAAUGACUAGAUUGUGCUACAGUAUCCCACAGUGGAUUAACAAGAGUUUGUAAUAAAUAGCUUAAGACCAACAGAUGGGCUGUCUUUACAGGGCUGUUCAUAUGUAUGUGAAAAAUGAACACACAAACAAAAAGAGGUAAGAUGCUUUUGGGGAGCCUCCAUAUUAUGAUAAAUAAUGUGGUUUUGAAAAAUCAAUUAGCAAUUAAAAUCUGAAAGGUUAAGAUGUGUUUUGUUGGUGUCCAGGAAACCAGGUGAUAAUAGUCUGCUGCGAGUAAAAACUAAUCUCUCUAGUCUCUAUUAGGUUGAUGGGCAUUUAGCCAUAGUCUCAGGUGUUGGGAGCAGAACAAAGUCUUAAAUCAAUUUUAUGAUGCAAAGAUGUAUGAGAGUGUAACUUCAGAUCCUUUUCAUGGGUGUUGUGUAGGUUGUUAAUAGGUUUUUACAGGUUUAGAAAAAAAGAUAUUUUGGCUUCAGGGAGGGAUUAAGUGGAAGUGAUGGACUCUUGAUAGGAAUUCAAAACAGGGACAUCCUGUUACUCCUCGGUAUGCACUUCAAAUCAGUUCAGAAAGUUUUUCUUCAUACCUUUUAAAAUCAGUGACCCCUCUACCAGUGAAGGGAGUUACCUGGGAUUUCUUAUCUUAGCCCCAAAAGGAUCGAUUCCUUUUUGUUUUUCUAUGAUAGUCACAUCAGGCUCCAUCUUCACGUACUACCACAUGCUGUGGUUCUAUAAAAACAACAUAGAUUUUCAGUUGAAAUAAGCAGCAAUAACAAAGAUGUUUUUACAUCAUGUACUCAGAGUUUGGGAUGAAAUCUUGUCCUGCGUCAUGUAUUGUUGUUCUUAGAAAUGUCUGCAUCAAACAUUUUUUCUUGUUCUAAGUUAUGUAAGCUAACAUGUUUUUUGCAUUCCUGACAUAUUGGGUUUUAAUGUAUGCGGGUGCAUGUGUGUAGAAAAUACAAAUUGUUGUGUUGAAUUUCAUAUUUAUUUAAAAUCUCAUUGAAAAAAAAAUGGUACACAAUAUUUCAUUAAUUUUCAGCCAGGAACCAGCUUUACACCAAUAGUUUUACUUGGUAACUCCAAGUAAACCAGUGUGUGCUGUAGUGGUGAAAGAAGUAUUUGUACUUGCAAGAGGCUUGUAAAUUAGCUUCUCAUUAGUAGCACCUUUUAUAUUUUACCAUGCCACCGAUAGAGAAUAUAUUGCCCUGUCUUACAUGUUGUGCAUGUGCAACCUUUGCAUUGGCUAAUGAUGCAAAAAAAAAUUUCAGGAAUAUGGUAUAUUUGUCAUUUUGACUGAACUGACUAAUGUGUGACUUAAUUCUUUGUACCUUGUUUAAUCACAGUCUUCUCUGUCACAUCAGUUUGGUUUAAAGAGAUCUUCAUGUUGCAGGCAACAUUGCUAAUCUAAGGUUGUACAUGUAAUCUAGUGUAGCCUUUGGGUGCCUCAAACUGUCAUGUGAAUGUGUGAAAACCUUAUAACUACAGUCAUGUUUUGUUUUCUUAAAUGUUUAUCUUCAGUUCUGUGGAAACCUUAAAAUCCAGUGUAUAAUUUCGAAAUCAUCUGAAAAGUUUUCAACUGAUGGCAGCGAUAUGAGCCCCUAAAAUGUUGGGCUUGUUUUAUAAACCUUUUAUCCCUUGAAUGUAUCAUAUUUUUUGUCUGUCUUGGCCUUUAAACUCAGCUGAACUGAUCAACAUUGUUUUGCAGAAUGCGAGCAGUUCAUGUUGUCAACCUUUGUGAAAGUUGUGUCAUGUUGUGGUUCUCUGCAGGACAAAUGCAGUGCCUUGUUGAGGUAGGAGAUUUUUUGUGUAUGGUCAUGGUGAAAGAAUACAAUGUUUUCAGGUGUUUUGUAUGGUUUUUGUGAAGUUUUGUUUGAAAGAAAUUCAAGAUAAUAUUUGCACCAGGGUUGAAAUCAAAUCACCUUCAGUUAAAAUUUAAAAAGAUACUUCUGUGUAAGUGUCUUUGGGAAUUGUAGGAAUCAAAGCAUGUAUAGCAAGACAAGCGGGAUUUUGUGAAUGAAUGAAUCAGUGCUGUAUGAAUCCAAGCUAUACACUAUGAAUAUCUAUAUGGUGUUUAUACUAAGGUGUCUCUUCAUGUGUUGAAGUCACUGUUGGAUGCAAAAAAGGUUUACAAGCGCAAUCUGCUUACAAAUGCCAUGAAAUUGUUGUGGUUUAACAGAAUGAAAGUGAAUUGACACCAACCCUGAUAUAGUCACCGUUCAAAGUGCUUUUACGGGAAACUUAUCCAGCAACUUAACUCAAUCCCAAUUAUUCUGUGUUUCGUUUUACAAAUUAUAUUUUUGUUGCUACAUACUGGAUUAAAAAAAUACAGGUUCAUACUUAUACACCCUUUUGUAUCAAAUUUCUUUGACAAAAAUAAAAAGUAACUAUUUUGAUUUGA